Strongylocentrotus purpuratus (purple sea urchin) is the source of this 1207-nucleotide messenger RNA. RefSeq names its product G-protein coupled receptor GRL101-like. The record is from RefSeq and is a predicted model, not a curated record. Gene Ontology annotation, biological process: G protein-coupled receptor signaling pathway. Bases 320 to 1207 code for a protein of 295 amino acids. Lineage: Eukaryota; Metazoa; Echinodermata; Echinoidea; Camarodonta; Strongylocentrotidae. The transcript has 5 exons. Gene Ontology annotation, cellular component: membrane. Gene Ontology annotation, molecular function: G protein-coupled receptor activity.
CACCCAUAAUCAUUUGACGUCUAUUAAUGCAUCUAUUUUCUACGGGCUCAAUAAGCUUGACUUAGCGUCGUUCCAAGGAAAUCCGAUCACUACCAUUGAACCUGGUGCUCUGAAUGGUUUGCCUACGUUGAGGGAUGUGCGACUUCUUUCUUCUGACAGAAUUCGCCUUCAGCCAAAUACAUUUGUUGGCCCUUCUAAGAUUGAGUUAUUAGUUGUUCGAGACGAACGAGUCUGUUGCAUCAUUCCAGAAAGCUUCGGGUGUACAACACGAGAACUGCCACAUCCGCUCUUCACAUGUCGAAGGACAUUCCUCCAAAAUAUGACCAUCAAAGUGUUCAUCUGGAUCCUUAGCAUCAGUGCCUUGCUUGGUAAUGGGUUUGUCAUCUUCACAAGAUUGCGGGAUAAACCGAAAACAGCCACUGCUUCUGUUCAAUCCACCUUGAUCAGCAACCUUGCCGUGUCGGAUUUCUUGAUGGGUAUAUACAUGUUGAUCAUUGCUGUCAUGGAUCUGUACAUUGGUGAAGCGUACUUCUGGGAUGGCAUCGGGAACGAGUGGCGAACCAGCAAUGCUUGUCAAAUCGCUGGCGUUGAUCGCUUCAUCGUCAUCCAGUUCCCGUUUAGUCAGAAUCGUCUGGGUGUCAAGUCCUCCCGUGUAUUUGCGGCGAUUGCGUGGCUUCUGGCAUUGAUCCUCAGUGUUGUCUAUCUCCUCCUGAACCAGCUGGAAUCUGACGCACACGGCUUGAGUGAUGUCUGCGUGGGACUUCCGCUCAUCCGCAAGUUCUCCUCCGUAUACUCGGAGGUGGACAGCUACACUUUGACUCGCUACGGCCUCACCACCUUCAACUUUCUUGCCUCUGGAACGUCCCCCACCUGGCAGUUUUCCAUUGCCAUCUACCUGGGAGUGAACCUCGUCAGUUUCCUGGUCAUCAUCUGCUGCUACGUCGCCAUUUUCUUCAGCGUUCGCUCGAGCAGGAAGGCGGCAGGAAAGAAGUCGGCCACUGAGAUCAAGAUGGCGCGCAAGCUGUUUUUCAUCGUUGGGACCGACUUCUUUUGCUGGAUGCCUAUCAUUAUCAUGGGGAUCUUCACCCAAGCUGGUGUCAUCACUCUCUCAUCCAAUAUCUACGCUUGGUUGGUGGUCUUUGUUCUGCCCAUCAAUUCCUCUAUCAAUCCUUUCCUCUAUACCCUCAUCGAAAAAGUAACCAAAUAA